This is a messenger RNA of Tachysurus fulvidraco (yellow catfish), 2210 nucleotides long. RefSeq names its product Jun dimerization protein 2a (gene jdp2a). The coding region runs from base 757 to 1362 and encodes 201 amino acids. The record is from RefSeq and is a predicted model, not a curated record. Gene Ontology annotation, cellular component: nucleus. The transcript is spliced from 4 exons. Lineage: Eukaryota; Metazoa; Chordata; Actinopteri; Siluriformes; Bagridae. Gene Ontology annotation, biological process: regulation of transcription by RNA polymerase II. Gene Ontology annotation, molecular function: RNA polymerase II cis-regulatory region sequence-specific DNA binding; DNA-binding transcription factor activity, RNA polymerase II-specific.
AGGCUACCACAUCCGGUGUCAAUAACAGGUUAUGAAGUUAAUGUCGAAAAUGCAACAUGACCAUGGGUUUAGAUUUUACUCUCCUGGCCACAGGAGUACAAUAUUUUGUUCAUAAACUAAUUAUAAAGCCUGUCAUAAAUUACAUAUGGUUUGGUAAAGCAGGUUAACCACUCUUGGUAAUGUGCACUGUAUAACCAGAGCUUACCACUCAUAGUCAUUCAGCAUUCCUUAGGUUGUAGCAAAACUCACACACAAUAAGAGUUCCAGAUUCUUACAAAUGAUACACGCUUAGGUGUUAACAUUUGACAUAAAUCUGGUAACAAUUCUACAAAGUUUAUUGUAGAAUUUAGAAGUUGUUCUUUGUUUUGCAUUAUCAGGUGCAGAAACCACUAUGUAGCCAACAUCCUCUGCAGACACAAAAUGAGCUCUUGAAUUCCAGUGUAGACUUCAUUUCCAACCUCAAGUCUUGUUAAAAGUGUUUUUUUCAAUUUUUUUUAUUUAAAAAAAAAAAAAAAGAUUUUCAGAGCAGGCCAGUGGUGGAGGCCGAUGACAUUGUGCUGUUCCUCUGUGGCCACAUUCCAGUGUUCUGACACAGCGAGCGGUGAGCAGGCAGGCGUGGGGGAAAGCGGGCAGCAGGCGGGUUUUGGCUGGCUCACUCUCUUCUCUCUAUGGGAUAAAAGGGAAUGUGUCUGGGACUACAUUUGUGUGUGCCUUUCAGCCUGGCCUCUGGAGCGAGUCUUGCCAAAGCGGCUGUAAAUGGGAGUAUGCUAUGGAGGGGAGGAGUGGGCACUUGAGAGACAUAUAUUGUUUGUGUUGCAUGGAGUGGCAGGAAAAAAAAAGAAGCAUGGGAAAGCUGUGGUGAAGGGCGUGUAUGCUAUGAUGCCCGGACAGAUCCCUGACCCUUCGGUGACGGCAGGCUCUUUACCCAGCCUGGGCCCGCUGGCUGGGAUCUCUGCCACGACGCUCACAGACCAGCUCAAAUACGCCGACCUGUGCAGUCUAGGAGCCAUGUUGUCUCCACUGCACCUACUCGGCAAGUUGAGCAAGCACCAUCUUCCUAUUAAAGCUGAGAAAGAUGAGGAAGAGGAGAGGAGGAAGAGGAGGCGAGAAAAAAACAAAGUGGCAGCAGCACGAUGUCGAAACAAAAAGAAGGAGCGAACAGAAUAUCUACAAAGGGAGUCCGAGAGGCUGGAGAUGAUGAACUCUGAGCUCAAAGCACAAAUUGAGGAGCUGAAGCACGAGCGUCAGCAGCUUAUCCUCAUGCUCAACCGUCACCGGCCGACGUGCAUCGUGAGGACAGACAGUGUGAAGACCCCUGAGAGCGAGGCUAACCCCCUCCUGGAACAGCUUGAGGCCAAAUGAGGAAAAGUGCAAAGACUCUGAGUGGUGCUUUUCCACACUUACUGUUUACAGGUUAGCUUCCAUACAGCUAACUAGAAGCACUUAGCUCUAAACUCUUGGACAUUUAAGGUUGAACGAGUGAAGCACUCCAACCCGUACGCUUGGAGUUUUUGAGCCUUUGUGGAACCCCUGUCUUACCCACGCAUACAUAUCCCAAUCAGAUUGGGUGACGUGCUGACAGAUACAAGUUUGUAGUUCUUUUUCCCCCCUGUUUGUGGUCAUUCUGUGCCUAAUGGUUUUAUCUUAAUCCAACAAGGUUAACAAGGCAGUUUGUAACAGAUAGAAAACAAUAAAAAACACACUCCAUUCCCCAAGGUAUCAUGUAAGAUGUUUUGGCCAUGGAAGUGGAUGACUAGUGCUAUGUCCAUGAUCACAGAUCAUAAUCUGCCCUCAUAAUAUUGCUCUUUCUUUCUUUCUUUCUUUCUUUCUUUCUUUCUUUCUUUCUUUCUUUCUUUCUUUCUUUCUUUCUUUCUUUCUUUCUUUCUUUCUUUCAAGACGCAGGCGUCAUGUAUGCACAUAUACAGUAUAUGGACUGUUUACAUCUUGUUCUUAUAGUUACCUACAAUUUAUAUAAAUAUAUAUAUAUUAUUUUUUCUGAUUUUUAUACUUCAUGUACAUUACAUUAUAUGGACUGUUAUCACUAGAUGUGAUACAUUUUAUAUUACUGCUAUAUAACAGAUAGUUAUAUAACCCCAUUUUCUGUGACCUACUCAUUAUGUUUAAUGGCUGUGAAGAAAUGCAAACAAUAUACACUAUGUAUUUGGGAAGUAUAUUCUACAGUCCUUAAUUAUUAAAUCAGUUCCUCUUCA